CUUCUAAAAGCCGCAGAAAGCCACUAGAACUCGAGAAUGCGUGCAAAAGUGUGCAUCAGUACACUAACAUUCAUUCAUACGAACAAUCUUUAUUCUAAAAGAUAAUGGCUCCAAAAAGCAGUGUUGAUGACCUUGAGAAGCCAAAGUCCCUCCGAGUAGUAAUUAUCGGUGCGGGAAUCGGGGGUCUCGUUCUCACCCAGCUCCUUCGAGGAGACCCCAAGUUUUCUGUCACUGUUUACGAGCGGGGAGGUAGAGAUGAGGCAGCAAGUUCUUUGACUGGCUUCCGCAUCCUCCUUUCCAAGGAAAUGCUCGCCGCAUUGAGGGCUCAGCUUCCAGCAUCCGUCACGGAGUUAUUGGAAAAGUCUGUCGGCGUUCAACCUCCUCGUGGUCAGCAUAUCGCAUUGCUAGAUCACAAAUGUCGUGUGAAGUUAGGCAUGACGCCGCCAGACUUCCGUGAUGCCAGCUGUGUCUCGAGGUGGAAACUGAGGACGGCUUUACUUGAGGGGCUAGACGAUGUGGUACACUGGAAGACCGAAUUCGAAAGUUUCGAAGUUUUGGGGAAUGACGCUGUAAAGGUUCACUUUACGGAUGGAACUUCAACGGAAUGCGAUCUCCUCAUUGGGGCGGACGGAGCAGGGAGCAACAUCCGAAAGCAACUCAUCCCUAGCUCAAAGAGGGAUACACUUGGCAACACCGUCUUAUAUUUCAAGAUGCCUCUAACUCCAGAGACAGAGAAGAUGAUGCCGUUCGGUUCAGGUUGUCUUAUUAUGGGUCCGCGAAGUUCAAUGGUUGUCUCAUACUAUAAAGAUAAACAAACUCCAUAUGGACCUUAUGAUCUCGAGACUCUCGACCCUGAGGGGUCAUAUUUGAUGUGCGGACUGGGUUGCUACACAAAUGAGUUCAUCGACCAGAGCAAACAUCCCGAUGAAAUGAGUCCGGAGGAAUUGAAGACAGAUUGGAUGAUCAGGACUAAAGACUGGCAUCCCCUUCUCCGCUCAUUAAUAGCGAUGGCUAUUCCCAAUUCUGUAUACGUGGCUCACGUUAAGACCCAACACAAACUCAAGCCUUGGAGGUCUCGGAAUGUGGCACUAUUAGGAGACGCUGCACACAGUAUGACUCCCUAUCUCGGUAAAGGUGCUACUUCAGCCAUCGCCGAUGCGCUAUCGCUAGCCGAGCACCUUAAGCGCCUAAAUGCGCACAGUACUAAGACUCUUCCUGCUGUACUGGAUGACUACACCGCGGGUAUGUUGAAGGACGGGUUCCGAAUGCAGAAGAAGAGUAAAAUGGUUCACGAUGUUGUUUUCAUGGGUACCAACCCAUUUUUGGGCCAUUGCAGAAAUGGCCUUCUUAGAAUCUUGGGGUUAUUCGUCGGAAGUAGUGAUGAUAGGGGCACAAGAACAGCUUAG
Messenger RNA from Annulohypoxylon maeteangense, 1406 nucleotides. RefSeq lists its product as uncharacterized. The coding region runs from base 105 to 1406 and encodes 433 amino acids. The record is from RefSeq and is a predicted model, not a curated record. Gene Ontology annotation, molecular function: FAD binding. The transcript is spliced from 2 exons. Lineage: Eukaryota; Fungi; Ascomycota; Sordariomycetes; Xylariales; Hypoxylaceae.